UCGUGAGAGAGGUCAGUGCUGCCUCCAAAGAUUGCGGAGAAAAUUAAAUUCGUGUGCGUAAUAUAAUUUCCGAUUCCGUAGCUAAUCAAAUUAUAUAACUACAAUUUCGAUAAAUAUUGGCGCCUAACGAUCGUUUUGCGCAUUUCGAAGAUGGAGUAUUACAGUGAUUCAGAAGAGGAAUCUUUGGGAGCCAAGGUUGCAAUGUUCAACCAAUAUGCUGACAAACAUAAAGACAAGCAGAGCAAAAAUCCGUUCAGUUCUGGUCUGGACAUCGAAAAGCCGAAAUUCUCGAAAGAAGAAUAUGGCAGACCAGAAGCAGGUUCUUUAUCCGAUUUACGCGGUCGCAAAGCGAACGCUCAUGUCUUGAAAGAAAUUCUGGAGCUUUGCGAAAUUAUUAGUCAUGAAGGCACACCCUGUCGGGAUCAACCUGACGUAAUCGCCAUUACAUUCGGCGAUAUUUUUAACAUUUACACAAAUAUUAGCAACAAAUGUGUAGGAUUGUUGCUGAGAGCGAGGAAACAGAAGUUUUUAGAAUUUGAAGGCGAAUGUCUCUUUCAGAGAAGAGACGAUGAUGUACCGAUAUUUUUAAUCAAACCCAUCGAAGAUAUUCGUAAAGAAUAUAAUCAACGACUUGAGGAAAUCCGAAACAUUGCACUGGAUAGUUAAAUUAUCACUGUUUCUAUUAAUGUUAUCAUCAAAUGACAUUCGUGACUGUCGCAAUCAAAGGAUCCAGUUUGACCUGUAUUUAUUCAUUUAUAUUUCACAGAAAGUAACACGGAUGACCAGUAUAAUAUGUAAUAAUUUAUAUUCAAUCCGUCGAUUUUGUAUAUUGAGAAUGAAUGAAUGCGGAUCGGUGUAAAUAUUUUCGCGAGUGGCGCAUGUGAGAUAUUUUAAUGUGACAGUAGAACGAUUAGCGAUUAUAAUACAAUUUUUAUAGAAAUAUUUUACUGAUACUGUUAAUUAUGUAAAUAUCUGGCGCAAAAAAUAAAUAAUUGGU
Messenger RNA from Mycetomoellerius zeteki, 997 nucleotides. RefSeq names its product actin-binding Rho-activating protein. Gene Ontology annotation, biological process: positive regulation of transcription by RNA polymerase II; positive regulation of Rho protein signal transduction. Gene Ontology annotation, molecular function: actin binding. The record is from RefSeq and is a predicted model, not a curated record. Gene Ontology annotation, cellular component: sarcomere. The coding region runs from base 151 to 666 and encodes 171 amino acids. NCBI's taxonomy places the organism in Eukaryota, Metazoa, Arthropoda, Insecta, Hymenoptera, Formicidae. The transcript has 4 exons.